Molecule: messenger RNA, 778 nt
Organism: Eruca vesicaria subsp. sativa (arugula)
Lineage: Eukaryota; Viridiplantae; Streptophyta; Magnoliopsida; Brassicales; Brassicaceae
Source: the annotation of a GenBank genome assembly
GGAAAAGAAACUUGCGAUUACAAUGGCUAAGGAUGAAGCUAAGGCAUCAGAUUUUUCCAAAGGAUUGCUCCAGAGUGGAGAGCUCUACAAAUAUAUACUGGAGACUAGUGUGUACCCACGUGAGUCAGAGGCUCUAAAGGAGCUUAGGAACGUUACUGAUAGCCACCCUCAAGCUACGAUGGCUACUGCACCAGACGCUGGCCAGUUAAUGGAGAUGUUGCUGAAACUUGUAAAUGCAAGGAAGACGAUCGAACUUGGAGUUUUCACUGGAUAUUCUCUUCUCCUCACUGCUCUUACAUUACCAGAAGAUGGCAAGGUUAUAGGCAUUGAUGUGAACAGAAGCACAUAUGAGAUAGGGUUGCCAGUAAUCAAGAAGGCUGGUGUUGAGCACAAGAUUGAUUUCAGAGAGUCUGAAGCUCUUCCUGUCCUCGACGAGCUUUUAAACCAUGAAGAGAACGAGGGUGGAUUUGAUUUCGGAUAUGUGGAUGCAGACAAGGUGAGUUACUGGAAGUACCAUGAGAGGCUUAUGAGACUGAUCAAGGUUGGUGGGAUCAUAGUGUAUGACAACACUCUUUGGGGAGGAUCAGUUGCUGAACCUGACUCGUCUAUUCCCGAGUCGAGGAGAGAAGGGAAGAAGGCAAUCCAUGAGCUGAACAAGAAACUCUCAGCUGAUAAGCGUGUGCAGAUCUCGCAAGUUGCUCUUGGUGAUGGGAUCACUAUUUGCAGGAGACUAUGUUAAUGAUGCAUCUAUGCCAAACAAGUUGUUCGUUACUUAGAA